Messenger RNA from Aspergillus terreus NIH2624, 1566 nucleotides. RefSeq names its product protoheme IX farnesyltransferase (gene cox10). The record is from RefSeq and is a predicted model, not a curated record. The transcript has a single exon. NCBI's taxonomy places the organism in Eukaryota, Fungi, Ascomycota, Eurotiomycetes, Eurotiales, Aspergillaceae. Bases 1 to 1566 code for a protein of 521 amino acids. Gene Ontology annotation, biological process: heme biosynthetic process. Gene Ontology annotation, cellular component: mitochondrion; mitochondrial membrane. Gene Ontology annotation, molecular function: protoheme IX farnesyltransferase activity.
AUGAUCCUCCUCCGGUCCUCUCUGCGGAGGUUAGGACCGUCCCGGGAUGUCUCUCUUCUGUGCUCCCAAUGCCUCCACCGUCGCGUCCAUCCUCCUCCCUCCGCUGUCCGCAGCUUCCUUUCGUCUGCGCGAUGGCAGUCCGGUGUCGUCGAUACCCAAUCCCCGUCGUCGGCGUUGAAUAAGACAUAUUUCUCGGCGAACAGUGCGACGAAGAACUCUCUGGACAAACAUGGCGUGUCGUCCUCCGUUCCGCCCAAUUCCUCCGCAGCAACCGCGCAAACCGAGAACAGUUCCCCUCCAACUGCUGCGGACACAAAUCAAACAGAACUUCCACAUCGCAGAAGGAAACGGCUCAAGGAGGAAUCGGCCAGGAACAAGUCCGAUGACGACCAUGUUAUACCCCCCGAUGCCUCUGCGCAGCUGUCCACCAUGUCCUCCUCUCUCCCCACAACGUCCCUCCGCCGCAAAUUGGCCGCCUUUCUUGCCCUCACAAAACCCCGUCUCUCGGUAUUGAUCGUGCUAUCGACGACGUCGGCAUAUGGAAUGUAUCCAAUCUCGUCACUCCUGGCUCUCGACCCGUCCAUAGCCCCGCUACCGACUCUCUCCACCUCCACCUUGACCUUCCUUUACUUAACCGCCGGAACUUUCCUCUCCUCGUGCAGCGCAAACACUCUGAAUAUGGUCUUUGAACCCAAGUACGAUGCGCAGAUGUCGCGUACACGGAAUCGUCCAUUAGUCCGCGGACUGGUUUCCCGCCCCGCCGCCGUGCUGUUCGCCAUCGCAACCGCUGUCGCCGGCCUAGGCCUCCUAUAUUUCGGUACGAAUCCCACCGUGACGGCACUGUCCGCCGGCAACAUCGCCCUGUACGCCUUUGUCUACACCCCCAUGAAGCGGAUACACGUGAUAAAUACCUGGGUUGGCGCCAUCGUUGGGGGAAUCCCGCCGCUUAUGGGCUGGGUCGCUGCUGCUGGCCAAACCGCUACCACCGGGCACGACACAUGGCGCGACAUGCUGUUCAGCGAGGACAGCAUUGGUGGUUGGCUUCUGGGCGGUAUUUUAUUCGCGUGGCAGUUCCCUCAUUUCAACGCUCUCUCCCAUACGAUUCGGGAAGAGUACAAGGCCGCCGGGUACAAGAUGCUCGCCUGGACCAACCCUGCGCGCAAUGCUCGUGUCGCCCUGCGCUACUCAGUUCUCAUGUUUCCCCUCUCUAUCGGUCUCUGGUGGGUCGGCGUGGUCGGCCAUGGCUUCCUGGUCGGCAGCACGGUAGCCAACGGCUGGCUGGUCAAGGAGGCGUACCGGUUCUGGAAACAUCAGGGUGCCAACGGUACCGCCCGUGGUCUCUUCUGGGCCAGUAUUUGGCAACUUCCCAUUUUGCUGGUCGGAGGCCUUGUGACCAAGAAGGGCUUGUGGGAUGGUGUGUGGAGAAACGCAUUCGGUCAGCCCGAGGAGGACGAGGAUGAUUACCUCUAUUAUGACGAGGAAGAGGCUGAUGAGAGGGAAUCAACUGCACAGAGUAGUGCUUCAGCAUCCAAUUCGGCGUCGCGUCGUACGACUUCCACUGCGUGA